Molecule: messenger RNA, 906 nt
Organism: Cyclocybe aegerita
Lineage: Eukaryota; Fungi; Basidiomycota; Agaricomycetes; Agaricales; Hemipholiotaceae
Source: the annotation of a GenBank genome assembly
AUGCCACUGCACUCGUUCCCAUUCUUUCCGAUAAUUUACCUCCUUUCUGUCUUGCGUCUGGCCCUUGCGCACGGUUUUGUACACAGCGUAGUUGUCGGAGGACAGACCUAUCCUGGAUGGAAUCCCUUCUCUGAUCCAUACACGAGCGGGCCCCCGAAAAUUGUUCGAAAGAUUGGUAGUGACGGACCUGUUUCGAAUACAGAUGCAGACAUAGCCUGCCAUCACGGCGGAAAUGACGGGACGGCCGCUAUCGCCAGCGCCUCCGCGGGGUCAGAAGUAACGUUUCAAUGGGCGUAUUGGCCCGGAGACCAUCAAGGGCCGGUGUCGACAUACAUGACUUCUUGCAGCGGUGAUUGCUCCAAUUUUGGAGCUAACGACGCUCGCUGGUUCAAAAUCGACGCCAGUGGUUAUGAUCCCAGUACUCGGCAAUGGGCGGCUGCUAAGCUGAUUGCGAAUGGCAUGUCGUGGACCUCAACCAUUCCUGUUAACCUUGCACCGGGACAGUAUCUCAUGCGUCACGAGAUAAUUGCGUUGCACUCUUCCCCGGCUCAGUUUUACCCCAGUUGUUCUCAAGUUGAAGUUACCGGUUCAGGAACUGACACGCCUUCCGACAGUGCUUUGAUCUCCAUGCAGGACCUGUACACGGGGGUUACCUUCCCUAACAUCUACGGAGAGUCGGUUUCCUUCGCAAUCCCUGGGCCUUCGCCCGUGAGCUUCGAUGGGAAUGGAGGAAGCGCCUCAACUCCGACGACCAACAACACAUCGUCGAACACGAGCACGAGAGCGAGCACUAGCACGAGCACGGUCAGCAGAACGGUCCCAGAUGCUGUCUCCACUGUCGUAAGCCAGCCGUCAGUCCAAUGCCAUCUUGGUUCGAAAAGGUUAAUCAGACAAAGAUCGGGAUGA